Molecule: messenger RNA, 213 nt
Organism: Scutellospora calospora
Lineage: Eukaryota; Fungi; Glomeromycota; Glomeromycetes; Diversisporales; Gigasporaceae
Source: the annotation of a GenBank genome assembly
GGAGAUACCUAUGCUAGUGGACGACCCGUAUCCAUUCAAUCGCCCAUGAAUAGUCUCGCAUGCAGAAAGAUAGGAUACGCAUGGUAUAAAGAAAAAGCCCAACAUGGACCUUGCGAAGUUGAUAACGCAAUUUUUGAUUUGACCAAAUUUAAUGACCAUAAGAUUGAAUUUUUUGUUAAUACUAUUAGGUAUACUAAUGAAGCAAAGAAAAAG